Camellia sinensis is the source of this 856-nucleotide messenger RNA. The record is from RefSeq and is a predicted model, not a curated record. Lineage: Eukaryota; Viridiplantae; Streptophyta; Magnoliopsida; Ericales; Theaceae.
AUCUCUCUCUCACGCAGGGAUGGGGGCGGAGGCGAACGCGGCAGAGCAGACUCCAGUGGAAACGACACCGGAGAACGUCGAGGCCUUGCUUGAGGCUGCCAGAUAUGACGAUAUUGAUGAUGUCCCGAACUUAGCUUCUGCUGGCAUUUCUCUUGAUUCCAAGGAUUCACAGGGCCGAACAGCACUUCAUAUGGCUUCGGCAAAUGGGCAUCUUGACAUUGUGGACUAUCUUCUCAGCAAUGGAGUGGACGUUAAUGCAUCUAAUGUGGAGAAGAACACUCCUCUUCAUUGGGCUUGCCUCAAUGGGCACAUUGAAGUGGUUCAGAAUUUGAUUUUAGCGGGAGCAAGUGUAUCGGUUCUAACCAGCCACGAGCGGACUCCCAUGGACGAAGCAGUGAGUAAAGGGCAAAUGGAAUCCACUUCCUCUUUUGCACCCACGUUUCCCCUUACUUUACAACCCAUGUGCACCUUUUUGACAUCCCUGAGGUUCAUUCCAACCCUUGCUGAGAUAACCUUUUCCUUUGGGACACUGCUGAAAGGGAAUCACAAGUUUAAAUGGUUGCAAGAACAUCAGCAGGCAUUUGAUAUGGUGAAGAAAGCACUUACAAUGCUUGCCCUACAACCCAACAAGCCUCUGCUACUGUACCUGACGUCUACACCUCGGUCUAUUGGGGCUCUACUUGUCCAAGACAUAGAUGGCAUUGAGAAGCCAGUUUAUUACAUUAGUCGCAGUGUCAAUGGUGUUGAGUCGCGAUAUACCCCAAUUGAGAGGCAUUGUUUAGCCUUAAUCUUCACAGAGCGGAAGUUGCGCCACUAUUUUUUGGCACACCCAAUCCAUGUUGUGACCUCGGAGUGA